AGCGAACCGCAAAUUAAGUCAAGUCAUAUAAUUAGAGAGAAACCAUGCAACGAACCUUCUGAGUGACAGAGAGAGGCUUGACUACUUUCUUGUGCGUUGCUGACGAGUUUCGAUGGAGGUGGUGGUGGAGCCUGGAGUGACUUUUUGGGCGGUUCAUGUAGAGAGAGAUUUGUUCCCUGGUUCGAAGCGGCUCAGUACAUCAUAGAGAGAGAGAGAGACUGAAUCUGAAAUGGCUUUAUCAGAGAAGAGGAGGAACCGUUUCUUCAUUCCUUAUGUGAAUAUCGUCUCCCUCCUCCUCGUGUGCAUCUCUCUGCUCGACAAGGCUGUAUGCAUCAGGAUAUCGAGUCAGAUCUCGGACUCCGUCGUUGAUUCGCCGGAUCGUCCCUUGAAAUCGGCGGUUUUCGCUCUCGGGAGCUUCUGGCGAUCGGAGGCGGCGUUCGGCUGUAUCCAUGGCGUCGUACGAACAACGGCCGGUUACGCCGGCGGAGCUAAGGCCAAUCCGGAGUAUAGAAACUUGGGUGACCACGCCGAAUCCGUACAGGUUGAAUAUGAUCCACGGAUAGUGACUUAUCGUCAGCUCUUAGAUGUAUUCUGGUCUAGUCAUGAUUCCAGACAAGUCUUUGGACAAGGUCCUGAUGUCGGUAAUCAAUACAGAUCCUGUAUUUUCACUAAUUCCACAGAAGAAACGAGACUGGCUUCCACUAGCAAAGAAAGGGAGCAGCUUAAAUCAAGAAGCAGUAUCGUGACUACUCAAAUCCAAAAGCUAGAAACGUUUCAUCGCGCAGAGCCUGAUCAUCAGAAGUUCGAGCUGAAACAACAUCCGUUCCUUAUUCAGCUAAUAGGAAACAUGGCAGAGGAAGAGCUCGAGAGAUCAGCACUAGCCACGAAACUAAACGGUUAUGCAGCCGAGCUCUGCCCACCAAGAACACAGAAACAAAUCGACUCGAGAGUAAACGAGAUCAUUAGAAAAGAUUCAGAUCGGAAACGAAAGAAGGAUUCGGUCUCAUCGAUAGAUCGAACGUCGGAGAAAUCGAAGGAGAAGAAAGACGACCACAGCAACAAGCACCGGAAGAAGAGCAAGAUGGCGUCGAGGGAUCAGGUUAAGGCGUCGCAUAUUCUGAUCAAGCAUCAGGGAUCUCGGAGGAAGGCGUCGUGGAAGGAUCCAGAAGGGAAGAUCAUCAUGACUACCACCAGAGAAGCAGCCGUCGAGCAGCUCAAGUCGAUCCGCGAAGACAUCGUCUCCGGGAAGGCUAACUUCGAGGAUGUGGCGACUCGUGUUUCCGACUGUAGCUCCGCCAAACGCGGCGGCGAUCUAGGUCCCUUUGGUCGAGGUCAAAUGCAGAAACCAUUUGAGGAAGCAACUUACGCACUCAAGGUUGGAGAUAUAAGCGACAUUGUCGACACAGAGAGUGGAGUCCAUAUCAUUAAGAGAACAGCUUGAUCAUGUAUCAAAAAAGUUGUCUGCUUUUUUUUGUUUCCUUCUCUUCUAGUCCAAAGAAUUGAACAUAGAAGACGAAGAAUAAGAUUAAGCUUUAAUUAAGGUUACUGUUAUUGUGUUUUGAUUCUGCGUAUUUCUACGGAUUUGAUACAAUCAAACAUAUGAUAAAAACCAGAGAUGUUAUAUCGCAACUUCUUGUUAUAACUUCCAUAAUAACACAUUCCUUUUGUUCUCUGUCGAUUUUAGUAAUUAAGAGAAAUAAAAC
Thlaspi arvense is the source of this 1703-nucleotide messenger RNA. The record is from the annotation of a GenBank genome assembly. NCBI's taxonomy places the organism in Eukaryota, Viridiplantae, Streptophyta, Magnoliopsida, Brassicales, Brassicaceae.